This is a messenger RNA of Xiphias gladius (swordfish), 2933 nucleotides long. RefSeq names its product McKusick-Kaufman syndrome (gene mkks). The transcript is spliced from 4 exons. The coding region runs from base 429 to 2135 and encodes 568 amino acids. Gene Ontology annotation, cellular component: cytoplasm; kinociliary basal body; nucleus. NCBI's taxonomy places the organism in Eukaryota, Metazoa, Chordata, Actinopteri, Istiophoriformes, Xiphiidae. Gene Ontology annotation, biological process: chaperone-mediated protein complex assembly; intracellular transport; cilium assembly. Gene Ontology annotation, molecular function: ATP binding. The record is from RefSeq and is a predicted model, not a curated record.
GCUCUGACUGCUACCAUGGAAACGUUGUUGCGUGUCGAAACAGCCUUUAUUAAUCUCGAAACUAUACUUUUCCAAAUUGUGUCUAAAUUGUACAUUUAUCAAAAAUAGCUGCAAUAAUGUGAAUUCAACAGUGUUUGGUUUGUUUUAGCACAAUAAAUAUCGGGCGUAUGUAAAAAUUUGUGUCAUUUUACUCAGGCACUGCUGUAAGUGUCACUGUCAGAGUAUGGGCAAGCAAAGGCGCUUAACAUGGAAACACCAAUGGUGUCGUUUUCUGUUAAACUUCGCUGAACAGUCUAAAAUGACACUAGGUCGCUUAUAACUCGUCUCAACUAACGCUCAACGUUGAGUUUAGCGUUGUUUCGAGCGACUUAAAAUGGUCCAACCGUCAACCUGCUUUGCCAUUGCUUCGAGAAACUGCUGCUUAAGUGAUGUCUCGACUCGUCAAGAAAUCUCCCUCUCUUUGUACGGAUCUACCGCUGGACAACACGGAUAUUCGUAACAAGCUUAAUUUGCUGAGGCAGGUUCUGACAUCUUGUUUUGGUCCGACAGGUAGACUAAAACAAGUUCAUAACAACAUUGGAGGGCACGUUAUUACCACCUCGACUUCCUCAGUUCUCCUUCCAGCCAUUUCCUCUUCACAGCCUUUUGUCAAUCUGCUAAAAACCUCGAUUCUCAACCACGUUUCUCGUUUCAGUGACUGUGGUUUGUUUGCUGCCAUUCUUUGUCUGACUCUUAUUGAGCGAGCAAAGCAAUCUGGCCUCGGAGGAAAUGUGGCCAUCAGACUGAACAAGCAUUUGCUGGGUCUGUGCGCCAGUUACCUACAACGAGAAGACUGCGGUUGCAAAGUGAAGCUCGACUUCUGCAGCAGCCAGAACCUGAUCACAUUAGCUCGCAGUGUAAUCUCCAGCAAGCCAGCGUGUGUGCUAACAGAGCAAGAGACACUUCACAUCAGCAAGUUGGCUGUGCAAGCUUUUUUGCUGACUGUUCCCUGUGACAACCCAGGUACAGUCACACUGGGCAAGACAGUGACUGUCUCUGUUGAGGGCCAUUCUGUGCUAAACUCUGCAGUGUUUCCAGGUUUACUGGUGGACAUUACUGAUAUCUUUUGCCUCAAAAAGGCAGAGAACCUGAAUUCAAAUCCACUAUGUAUGGUGUUGUUCAGUGCAUCCCUUGCUGGAGACCUUUCUGAACUAGGAGAUGGGAUAAUUGAGGUGCACCCAGGUGUAGACACGGACUCACAGAUCCUGGAUCAACUCCUGGAGCUCGGCAAACAGGUAGUUAAAGAUGAGGUAAAGCUCUUCGUGUGCCAGAAGGUCAUCCACCCAGUCCUACAGCAAUACCUGAGGAGUCACGGCAUCAUUGUGAUAGAGAGACUGGGAAUCGCUCUCAUGGAGCCACUCAUUCAGCUGACAGGUGCUCAACCUGUGGCCACAUUACAUACCACAAUCCCAGCCAAGGCCUAUGGGAAAGUGAGGGCUUUCAGUAUGAGACCGUUUGGAUCCAAGACAAUGUUGCAUUUACACCCUCCAGGGGACUCGGCAAUCUGCACGAUGGUCCUCUGCCACAGGAACGAGACAAUGUUAAGUGAGCUGAAGGUGGUGUGCCAGAAGACAGAACAUGUGUUGAGGCUCACCCUGAGGGAACCAUCUGCCUUACUUGGAGGUGGGUGUACUGAGACCCACAUAGCUGCUUACAUCAGACAUAAGAGUAUGAAUGAAGCAACAGAGACGGCAUCAGUAUUAGGUUGCUCACAGACAGAGUAUCUUCUUGGUGUGGAGGGAUUCUGCCACUCUCUGGAGUCUGUGGCGGCAGCUCUGGAGCACAAUGGUGGGAAUUCUUUGAUCGACCUGAAUCAUGCUCACCACUGGACCCUCCCGGCAGAUGUGAUAGAAGAAUGCGCGGAGCAUAGCUUGGCCUUCUGUGGCUGUGGACUGGUGGAAAGUAGCCCAUGUAAGAAGUGGACUUAUCUAAACACUAAAUACACAGAGUUCUCACCUGCAUCCCUGUCUAGAGACACUACUGUGCAGCCAUGUGUGCUGGACUCCUUCACGGCUAAACUCAAUGCACUGCAAGUGGCUGUAGAAACUGCUAAUCUUGCAUUAGAUGUGAGAUAUAUAAUUCAAGAUGUGAACUAGAAGAAUAGGUAUUUUUUCUAGUGUUGGAUCUGGUUUGUGAUGAUCAAAGCGAGGAAUUAAUGCUGUUUCUACUUUUCAAAUGCAUAAUUCAGGUUAGACAGUAAUCACUGAGAAUGUCUUACCUCUAACCUAUUGCUGUGGUAUUAUACUUAACCUCUAUGUCCAGUCAUUGACUUAGUUGUCAGUAAUAUUAGUAAAAAAUACUGAUGACUAUUAAUAAUCUGUCACCCCUUUGUGAAUUUCGUUGUCUAUACGGGCUAUCCGAAAUAGCCAUCUCACCUAUACUUCCAGCCGAUUACACUUUAACAAUUUAAAAAGACCUUUAAUGAUAUCUGAGAUAAAUACAAAUUUAAUUAAUCAAAAUAAUUCAGCUUCCAUGGAACAAUUUGGAACAAAAUGGAACAAUCAAACCUUCACUAGUACAAAUCAGCAUGUUUCUGCUGCAGCUGCCUUUGGUCAGCACUAGGAGGUGCUACAACAGAUGCCGCCACAUAUUUUGUAGCCAACAUGGCACCAAAAAAAUAUCAGCAUUUUUCUGUGGUAAUUUUCCACCCUUUUUUUUCAUUAUGUUUUGCUACAUCCAAAAUAUUGCCAGUCUAAAUCCGCUGACAGCUAUGAAAAUACAAAGACUAACCUCAGCCCAUGAAGUAUUCCACCAUAACACCUCCCUGUCCGCAAUGUUUUAUGACAAGUUGUAGACAGUCUGACAGCCCAUAUCUGGUGAAAUCUGAACCAAGUUACAAUCAGUGUAGUGAGAUGUGUCAUUUGUCAUAUAUGUUGAUAAAAAAUAAACUUAUA